Molecule: messenger RNA, 1022 nt
Organism: Argiope bruennichi
Lineage: Eukaryota; Metazoa; Arthropoda; Arachnida; Araneae; Araneidae
Product: protein lethal(2)essential for life-like
Exons: 1
Coding region: 249-758 (169 amino acids)
Biological process (GO): response to heat; protein refolding
Molecular function (GO): structural constituent of eye lens; protein folding chaperone
Source: RefSeq, a predicted model, not a curated record
GUGUUACCUAGCAACCGGCAAUCGAUUUGUUUACUUGUAGUAGUUUCUAGAUCGUUCGUCGUCUUUCGCGAAAUCUCUGGCGUUUGUAAGCUGGAUAUAAAUAGGGGACGAUGCCUGCUGGGUGUUAGUUUCUUAUUCAGAGUUGAAGUUGUGAGAUUGAAUAUUUUGUGACUCUUGCUGCUAUUGCGUAUUAUUUACAUUCCUUGUCUUUCUGGAGAUAAUUUGCUUCGAAUUCUAAUAAUUAAACCAUGGCUUUGCGAGCAAUUGUGCCAACUCUUUUGGGACGUGACUGGUGGAGCACCUGGGACUAUCCAGAGCGAAUUAUGGACCAAUGUUUUGGAACGUCUCUGUUAGAUGAAGAUUUGUUGUCUCCUACUUUAUACCGAGGUUUCCUGAUCCACCCACGAACACAGAACAGCAUCGCUACCUCUGGACAGUCUGAAGUGAAAAACGACGAGAAACAGUUCCAGGUUUCUCUGAAUGUGAAGCAGUUCAAACCAGAAGAGAUUGAAGUGAAAAUCGUCGAUAAUUACGUUGUCAUCCAUGGCAAACACGAAGAAAGAAAUGAAGAAGACGGUAGCUUCUCCACUCGGGAAUUUACCCGGCGUUAUAUGCUUCCUCAGAAUUGCGAAGGCGAUACUGUGACAUCUACCUUGAGCCCUGAUGGAGUUCUAUCAAUCCUUGCUCCCAAGAAAGCGAUAGAGGAACCUCCUAAACAAGAAAGGAAAGUUACUGUCAAUGUGGAUGAAUCCAAGUAAAGUCUUGUUGUACACUCGAACUUUCAUUUCCAUUGAACUUUUUCUUUUGAACUGUAACUGAUGAUCAGUGAUUAAUAGUUAGAACUGAAUUCUUUUUUUAAAUAUGUAGUAAUUCUAGUUCUGAACUGUGUUAAAUUCUUCAAGUUGAAGUUCUUCCAUUGAUAUGUUCAUUCAUUUUGUAAAUCUCGGCUUUAUAUUGUAUUUGUUAUUCAUCAUUUUUGUAUUUCAUGAUGUAAAUUUGUAAUAAAGAUAGUCUGUAUUUAA